CUCUAUUCUGUUGCUGGGAGAGGAAAAGGGAUCUUUCUUUCAAAAGAAAUGAAUGCCACUCGAAACACGGAGAGGUUGGGAUGCACCAAUGCUCUCUGGCACAGCACCAUCUGUGCACAAGAUCGAAACAGAACUUCAUUUAAUAUGACUCACGGAAAUCUCCAGCUCCCUACCUUUUCUCCCGCUGCCAAAGCACGUGUGAUCAUCACAUUCGUUAUUUUUAUUUUGUCUGCCUUCUGCAAUCUAGCUGCUCUCUGGGCAGCGGCCCGUACAAGUCGGAAGAAAAGGUCUCACGUGCGAAUUCUAAUCCUAAACCUUACGGCAGCAGAUCUCCUUGUGACCUUCAUUGUGAUGCCGUUGGAUGCUAUCUGGAAUAUUACCGUGCAAUGGCAAGCCGGAGAUAUAGCCUGUAGAAUCCUCAUGUUUCUGAAGCUUCUAUCAAUGUACUCCUGCGCGUUUGUCACCGUUGUUAUCAGUGUGGAUCGCCAGUCUGCCAUCCUAAACCCACUUGCCAUCAAUGAUGCCAAGAAGAAGAACAAGAUAAUGCUAUUAGCGGCAUGGCUGAUGAGUGCUCUGCUAUCAGUACCACAGCUGUUUCUAUUCCACACGGUCACCAUUACUGAACCACAACAUUUCACUCAAUGUACUACCAGGGGGAACUUCCGAGAACAUUGGCAAGAAACGGUGUACAAUAUGGUGAGCUUCGUCUGUCUGUUCCUUCUCCCACUGCUGAUCAUGAUCUCCUGUUAUUCAAGGAUCCUGCUUGAAAUCUCUAGACGGAUGAGCAAAGGAACAAUUUCCUCAAAGGAAGUUUACUUACGUCGCUCCAAGAACAACAUCCCAAAAGCAAGAAUGAGGACACUGAAGAUGAGCAUCGUAAUUGUAAGCUCAUUUAUCAUAUGUUGGACACCUUACUAUCUACUGGGCUUAUGGUACUGGUUCUAUCCUGAAAUAAUGGAAGAGAAAGUUUCGCAGUCUUUAACCCACAUUCUUUUCAUCUUCGGCUUAGUCAAUGCUUGCUUGGAUCCCAUUACUUAUGGACUUUUUACCAUACAUUUUCGUAAAGGCCUUCAGCGAUACUGUAAAGGAGGGAGGACGCCAGACCCUGACACUAGUUCAACAGUGACUGGCUCCUUCCGCUGUUCAAUAUCCUCAUUUCGUGCUAAGAAAAUGAUGGUUUUGAAUCAAGAACUGCAAGGAAUACAGGCUUACAAUGGAUUGUCGUUUAACUCAGAAAUUAGGACAAAUGGCCUAAACAGCAGCUGUCUGUGAGCCUAUGAAAGGAGAGCAGGAAACUAUAGAAUUCUUCUAUAGACUGCAGACAUUCUAAAUCUUAACAUAAAGAUUGUACAGUAC
This is a messenger RNA of Pelobates fuscus (common spadefoot toad), 1356 nucleotides long. Its product is annotated as gonadotropin-releasing hormone II receptor-like. The record is from RefSeq and is a predicted model, not a curated record. Gene Ontology annotation, molecular function: protein-hormone receptor activity; peptide binding; G protein-coupled receptor activity. Gene Ontology annotation, biological process: G protein-coupled receptor signaling pathway; cellular response to hormone stimulus. Gene Ontology annotation, cellular component: plasma membrane. The transcript is spliced from 4 exons. The coding region runs from base 49 to 1272 and encodes 407 amino acids. Lineage: Eukaryota; Metazoa; Chordata; Amphibia; Anura; Pelobatidae.